Spea bombifrons (plains spadefoot toad) is the source of this 3716-nucleotide messenger RNA. RefSeq names its product nuclear receptor subfamily 2 group F member 2 (gene NR2F2). The record is from RefSeq and is a predicted model, not a curated record. Gene Ontology annotation, biological process: negative regulation of transcription by RNA polymerase II; anatomical structure development; cell differentiation. The transcript has 3 exons. Lineage: Eukaryota; Metazoa; Chordata; Amphibia; Anura; Pelobatidae. Gene Ontology annotation, molecular function: RNA polymerase II cis-regulatory region sequence-specific DNA binding; zinc ion binding; nuclear receptor activity. The coding region runs from base 35 to 1282 and encodes 415 amino acids.
GAACGCAUCUGUUUGAAAACGGUUCCCUAUAGAUAUGGCAAUGGUAGUGGGUGCGUGGCGAGACCCUCAGGACGAUGUACCAGGAACUCAACCUUCACAAGCACCACCAGGGCAAGGACCAGCGGGGGCACCACACACCCCACAGACUCCAGGGCAAGGGGUACCUUCCUCUACCCCUGCCCAAUCCAACCCAUCGAGUCAGUCCAGCCAGAACCAAGGGGACAAGACACAACAACAGCAACACAUUGAGUGUGUUGUGUGUGGGGACAAGUCUAGUGGAAAACACUAUGGCCAGUUCACAUGUGAAGGCUGCAAAAGCUUCUUUAAGAGAAGCGUAAGGAGGAAUCUGAGUUACACUUGUCGUGCCAACAGGAACUGCCCCAUAGACCAGCACCACCGCAACCAGUGCCAGUACUGUCGGCUCAAAAAAUGCCUCAAAGUUGGCAUGAGACGGGAAGUUUCUUCUUUUUUUACUGCAGCCGUACAGAGGGGUAGAAUGCCACCCACACAGCCUACACAUGGUCAGUUUGCCUUGACAAAUGGGGACCCUCUCAAUUGCCAUUCCUACCUAUCCGGAUAUAUAUCCCUGCUUCUGAGGGCUGAACCUUACCCAACCUCUAGAUUCGGCAGUCAAUGUAUGCAACCCAACAAUAUCAUGGGCAUAGAGAACAUUUGUGAACUGGCAGCCAGGAUGCUCUUCAGUGCUGUGGAAUGGGCACGGAAUAUCCCCUUCUUCCCAGACCUCCAGAUCACAGACCAGGUGGCACUUCUCAGGCUGACCUGGAGUGAGUUAUUUGUCCUCAAUGCUGCCCAGUGCUCAAUGCCACUUCAUGUUGCCCCUCUGCUAGCUGCUGCUGGCCUCCACGCUUCUCCCAUGUCUGCGGACAGAGUGGUGGCCUUUAUGGACCACAUACGAAUCUUCCAAGAGCAAGUGGAGAAACUGAAGGCACUACACGUUGACUCAGCAGAAUACAGCUGCUUAAAAGCUAUAGUACUCUUCACUUCAGAUGCCUGUGGUCUAUCUGAUGUUGCCCAUGUGGAGAGUUUGCAGGAAAAGUCACAAUGUGCUUUGGAAGAAUAUGUUAGAAGCCAAUACCCCAAUCAACCCACAAGAUUUGGGAAAUUGUUACUACGUCUGCCCUCUCUCCGCACUGUGUCCUCUUCCGUUAUAGAACAAUUGUUUUUCGUCCGUUUGGUAGGUAAAACACCGAUAGAAACCCUAAUCAGGGAUAUGUUACUCUCUGGAAGCAGUUUCAAUUGGCCCUAUAUGUCCAUACAAUAAAAUCUUAAUUAAUGAAAGGGAAAGAAGGAAGGAGUGGAGAAAAAAAUAAUCAAGACUUUUGGGGGUCUGGUUGCCAAAAUUCCUUCUGCUAAGAGGGGAUAAACAGGCUGUUACACGUUUACUUAAAGAAGAGAGGGAAGAAUUUAUCGGACUGUGAAUUUAAAGACUAUCAACGAACUCUUAAAGAAUGCAUUUAAACAUGUGUCGUUCAGAACAACUUGCUACUUAUAAUUUUUUUGUACAAAAAAACAAACAAAAUAAAACAGGAGAUUAGUCUUUUUUGUAACCUUUUAAACUAUCGCUAAAAAGUGCAUUUAAGCAGAUGUGGAGAAAAUUAGCAGAAAGAAGAAAGUAAGUUUUUUUUUUUCCAAAUUAUUAAUUGUCCUGUGUCUAUGUAUCUAUAGCUCUUUUAAUUUUUUUUUUUGUAUUUUUCUGGUUCCAAACCAGUUUAUUCUGUGGUUCUAUAAUAUUUUUUAUAUAUUCUUGGCUUAAAAAACUGUGUAUUCUUAAAAAAAUAUAUGUUCUGUAAGAAUUAAAACAGAGUCCAAAAGAAUCAUAGGAAAAAAUGGAACUUAAAACAUUGAGUUGGAAGCGCACUUAUAAGUGAUGACCCUAAAUUAAUUAUUGAACUUGAGACCUGUAAUUAUUUAUCCAUUUGAACCACACAAGUUCUACACUACUCAAAAGCCCUAUUUUUUUUUCUUGUAAUUUCACAAAUUAAAUAAACUGUGGGUUGAAGUGGAGAGGAUGCCUGUGUCAUAGACACUACAGUUUAGAUAAGUACAUUUUUGACUAUUUUGUUCCAUGCAGUAUUCUCAAAGUGUUCUGAAACUCCUAUUACCUGUUUGUAUAUUUGCAAUUCCUUUGUAAUAUAAUUGUUGAUAUUUCCCAUUUUUAAAAAAAUACAAUUCAAAAUCAGCAUGACAAAUAACACUGUUGGCACUUAUAGAUAAUGUGAUUGAUUCGGUAUUUAGAGUUUACAGUUUUGUGUUAAAACUGAAGGUUUUUUUUAAGUGCAACUUUUUUUUCUGUAUACUGUAAAAGUUACAAUAACUGAAUUGUUUGGUCAAGUCUUUGUGUGUUAUAUUCCAAGAAAUUGAAAGUAUUCAGAAAUUAAACUAUUAUUUGAUAUCUGAAAAACUGUUUGGCUCUGACAAGUGUCUUUCAACCCAUGAAAUAAUCAUACUACAUUUAAAUAAUAAUAAUAAUAUAACCUUUUUAGUGCCAGAAAGCUGUUCAUCUUUCUGGGUCUAAAUGGGUUAAUUUUACCAUCUACUUUUUCAUUAUAUUUGUCCAAACGUGCAGCAGUUUAUUUUAAUGCAAAAUUCGGUUGGAAACGCUUAAAAUCAAUGAUUAGUCUAUGUUUGAAAAUUGCUAACCAUUCUUAGUAACAUAAUCCCCUAUUUAAUUAAAAAUGGAUUUCCAAGCGAAAGUGCACUGUAUAGGUAUUUGGCAAAAUAUAUUGCUGUUAUACGUGUCCCAAAUUAUUUAAUGACCAUAAAAUAAAGAUAUCAGGGAAAGUACACAGAACAUUUCGGGUAAUUCAGCGAAAAGUCGGUAAUGUAGAAAAUAGUACAUUUUAUAGAGUUUCUGAUUUUUUUUUAACGUAAGAGCCCAUUAAUCAUUGUAGUAGAGAUGUGUAUAAAUAAGAAAAAAUACAAAAACACUGUUUUUAUUUAAACAUGAAAUAGGGAAACAAUGAAUUGAAGCCAUCAGAAUAUUUCUUUUGGUUCUUCUUUAAUAUUUAUUUUUAAAUGUAUCCAUAUCGUUUUGGAUAUAUUAUUUGCAAAAUUGUAACAUUUUCCUUGAUGACAGACAGUAGGCCUUUAUUUUAAUUGAAACCUAAGAGAACUGCUUUAGAUGGUUAAGAUAUUUUUAUUGUCAUAAAGUCAGGCAUCUGCCAGAUGUUGGGUGUAUGGAAGCUUGUAAUUGGUUUAAGACUUAUCCCCCAGUCACACUUUAUUGUGGUUUUUACGAAAAUGGACUACAUUUUAAGUCGAUUAAACGGUAAUUUUAAUUUAGUCUAAAUGCACGUCUUGAUCAGAAAAUGAUGUAUGAAAGGGAUAUGAUGCAUUUAUAUAUAUAUAUAUAUAUAUAUAUAUAUAUAUAUAUAUAUAUAUAUAUAUAUAUAUAUAUAUAUAUAUAUAUAUAUAUAUACAUAUAUUGUAUCCAUAUACAUACAUAUAUAAAUUGCCUUCCAAUAGCACACACAUAAAUACCAGGAUAGAGAAUUGAUGUGUGUGGAACAGUACAAAAGCAGUGUAUUACUGACCUCUACAUUCUGGUUCAACUAUUGCAAGUCAAUUGUGAGUGUGUGGAGUUUGUAUUACAAAAAAAAACACAGGAUCUCUUUGUUUUGUGUUAGCUUGUUGUAAACAUGUGUUGUAAAUUGUCAUUGGUAUUAAAUUAUAAUUUAUGAUUUUAAAAAUCAAAA